Molecule: messenger RNA, 1765 nt
Organism: Darwinula stevensoni
Lineage: Eukaryota; Metazoa; Arthropoda; Ostracoda; Podocopida; Darwinulidae
Source: the annotation of a GenBank genome assembly
CAUGCAACUUCAACAACAAUGGCUGCUUGCAGUUGACCGAGUGACGCGACACGUUUAUGAUAUAGGCCAGGCCUGGUCGUGUUCCACUAGAAUUGAAAUUCUAUUUAAUUUUCUCGUUAGAGCUGCUAAUGUGAUAACUUUUAAGGCACACAAUUUGGUGGAAAAGAACGAGGAUGAAGACGUCUGGAAACGCCGACAUGAAUCCUGACAUGGGAAUUGACUUGGAUGAAGGUGUUGAAGGUGAACUAACUGUACCCGGAGAAAUUUCAUCCCGAUCAACACAUCCUGGAGGAAAACCAGAAUACAACACUUUGGACGAACCAAUAAAAGAGACUGUUCUUGAUGAAAAUGUUUUGUCUCCCUUGCAGCUACGAGACUUGAGGGCUGUAGGAUCAAAAUUCUACCAUGUCCUCUAUCCAAAACAGAAGAAGGCUCUGCUGAAAGACUGGGAUCUUUGGGGGCCAUUGAUUUUGUGUUCCAUCAUGGCAAUGAUGCUGCAAGAGUCAACCCAUGAUGCAAAUCGCAAUGAUCAUGGUGGUCCUGAAUUUGCUGAAGUGUUUGUCAUUGUGUGGAUUGGCUCAAUCAUUGUUACUGUCAAUUCAAAACUCCUUGGGGGCACCUUAUCAUUUUUCCAGAGUGUCUGUGUUCUUGGCUAUUGCCUCCUACCUCCAGCCAUAGCACUCCUUCUUUGCAGAAUAAUUCUUUUCUGGGCUCAAACAAGUUUCUUGUUUGCUCUAAGAUUUCUCAUCGCCAUCCUUGGGUUCACUUGGGCCACAUAUGCCUCUCUGAUCUUCCUUGGAGAUAGCCAGCCCCCAACGAAGAGAUUCUUGGCACUCUACCCCAUAUUCUUGUUUUACUUUGUGAUAUCCUGGCUUAUAAUUUCUCACACACACAUCUGAAGGGACAUGGCAGACAUGAGAUACAGUUUUAUUUUUGCAGAGGGCAAUGGAACGAAAGAGCCUGUCUUGGGCAUUGUCACCCUUAGUGGUGUGGUGUUGUCUGUGAUGAUUCAUCCAAAUCAUAGGUUGUCCCUUGUUAUCCUUGAUUAAUUGUGAGCUGCUGCAGAGAUUAUAUAUUUCUUUUUACAAUGCAGAUCUGUAAGCUGACAUGAGACUUUAACUUGUGUUCUCUCAACCCACUUAUUUCAUUGGCAGCAGAGCAUUAUCUAUUUUGAUGAUGUGAAAUGAUCAUGUAGGUAAAGAGAUCUUGGUUAUGGGUGAUAUUUAUGAAAUUCUGGUAGGGAAGAUAAGAGCACAAUGAAUAGGUAGUUGCACAGUUUGAUAUCUUUUAGAGUCCUUUUUUUGGAAAAAAAAAAAAAUAUAUAUGGGCAAUGAAGCAAAAGUGAAAAAUUAAAAUGAAGUUCAGUCAUCUGCCUUCCAUUAGUUGCUCAGUUGUUCCUGUACUUCUGAAGAACCUUCCAGAUAUGUCCACAGGCAUGGCAUGGGCAGGAAUCAUCUUGAGGCAUGGCACAAGUGGGAAUCGUCAUUGUUUGGAAAGCACAUGCAAUUUUAUGUCCUUGUUACUGCUCAAAAAAGAACAGUCAGUGACAGAAUGUUAUUUCGAAGUUGGAAGUGGCCCACAUUACAGAAAAAAAGAAGGCAGAGGUUGGCAAGAACAUAAUUCUGGAAAUCACUCAUACCUAUGGGGAUCACUACAAUAUAUGGUUUUUGAGAGGGGUAUCCUAUGUUUCUAUUUGAAAUGAGUACAACAUACCUAUAACUUCCACAUUUCACCAUUCGACCUGAACAUAGCAGUAAAACCCAAG